Molecule: messenger RNA, 1731 nt
Organism: Microthlaspi erraticum
Lineage: Eukaryota; Viridiplantae; Streptophyta; Magnoliopsida; Brassicales; Brassicaceae
Source: the annotation of a GenBank genome assembly
AUGGAAGAGAGAAGCGAACUGAAGAAGCAAAUUUACGAUAUUUUCAAAGAGUUUAUGACAGGGAUCACGAAGCUUGAGGAGCUAGAGAAUGCUGCAAACAGCUACCUUCUAAGGUUUCAGCAAGGACUCAGCUUUCUUCAACGCCCUCCAAUAGUAACUUCGUCCAAGUUGAUGGAGAACAUUAUCAAGAACAAUGAAACAAGACGGCUCAAAUCGUACAUAGAAGCAGGCUGUGUUAACACCCAUGACGCUGCGCAAAGCACAAGAGCUUUGCAUACAUCCCUAGCAGGACUUUCUGACCACCUAAUCAAAGCCAAAAGCUUGUUAAUUGAGCUGGAGGGUCUCACUGAUGAAGCAGCCAUUGCUAUUGAGACUGCCACAAAGUUAUCCACACAGCCGCAGCUAGGUAAAGAACCAAGUGAUGAAUUGGAACAAGUAACAUGUGACGAGGAGAACGAGACUGUUCCUUUCCUUCAAGAACCUGAAGUUACAGAGUACGCUACACUUAUUGCAGUGGUUUACAGUAUGGUGAAGCAGAACUAUGCGAUGCAGGAAAAGAUUGUGAGAUCGCUUAGUUUGAAGUCAUCAUCUGGUGAACUAGACACUUACACUAUGAUGUGGUCAUUGCGUCCAUUUGUAGAAGACGAAGUUAUUAAUAGAGCAUGGAAGUAUCUAGCUAGCGUCGUCAUCUUCGAAUUUUUCGUGGCUGCGUUUGACGUUGCCACGAAUAAGACAAAGAUGAUGGAUUACCAGAACAAGCUUGUCCUUGCUCCCAUGGUUCGCGUGGGGACGCUGUCUUUCCGAAUUUUAGCGGCGGAGUACGGCGCCGAUAUCACCUACGGCGAAGAGAUUAUCGAUCAUAAGCUUGUUAAAUGCGAACGCCGAAUUAAUGUUGCUGCCGGGACAACUGAGUUUGUGGAGAAAGGGACAGACAAUGUCGUCUUCAGCACAUGCGAUGAAGAAAGAAACAGGGUUGUUUUCCAAAUGGGAACUUCUGAUGCUGUUAGGGCUCUCAAGGCAGCUGAGAUUGUGUGCAAAGACGUUGCAGCUAUUGAUAUUAAUAUGGGUUGCCCCAAGGCGUUCUCUAUUCAAGGAGGAAUGGGAGCUGCUCUGUUAAGCAAACCCGAGCUAAUUCAUGAUAUUUUGGCAACACUUAGGAGGAACUUAGACGUACCGGUUACUUGCAAGAUUCGUCUAUUGAAAUCACCAGCAGAUACUGUUGAAUUGGCUAGGAGAAUCGAGAAACUUGGUGUGCCAGCUCUUGCUGUACAUGGGAGGAAAGUUGAAGACAGGCCAAGAGAUCCUGCUAAAUGGGAUGAGAUAGCAGAUGUGGUCUCGGCAUUGUCCAUUCCCGUUAUUGCAAACGGAGAUGUUUUAGAAUACGAUGAUUUUUCUCGCAUUAAAACUGCAACUGGCGCUGCAUCGGUGAUGGUUGCAAGAGGAGCUAUGUGGAAUGCUUCAGUUUUCUCUCCAAAAGGGAAAUCAUACUGGGAAGAUGUGAAAAAGAAGUACAUUAGAAAGAGCAUAUUGUGGAACAACGAUGUAAAGAGCACGAAAUACACGAUAAAGGAGAUGAUAGCUCAUCAUUCUUGUCUUGAACUACCCGAAGGGAAGUCUAUCAACAAAGCAGACACUUUGGAAGAUCUAGCGCAGCUUUACGAGCUGGGAGAUUACUAUUGGACAGUGAAGAACAUUCGUCCCCUGACACAUGACUUGCAUUGUAUUUUGUAA